Molecule: messenger RNA, 2267 nt
Organism: Manis javanica (Malayan pangolin)
Lineage: Eukaryota; Metazoa; Chordata; Mammalia; Pholidota; Manidae
Gene: MBD3
Product: methyl-CpG binding domain protein 3
Biological process (GO): DNA methylation-dependent constitutive heterochromatin formation; negative regulation of transcription by RNA polymerase II
Cellular component (GO): nucleus
Molecular function (GO): methyl-CpG binding
Source: RefSeq, a predicted model, not a curated record
GGUCCCGGCGGCGGCGGCGGAGGCGGCGCGCCGAGGAGCCGGGCGCGAUGGAGCGGAAGAGGUGGGAGUGCCCGGCGCUCCCUCAGGGCUGGGAGAGGGAAGAAGUGCCCAGAAGGUCGGGGCUGUCGGCCGGCCACAGGGAUGUCUUUUACUAUAGCCCCAGCGGGAAGAAGUUCCGGAGCAAGCCACAGCUGGCACGGUACCUGGGGGGUUCCAUGGACCUGAGCACCUUUGACUUCCGGACGGGCAAAAUGCUAAUGAGCAAGAUCAACAAGAGCCGGCAGCGGGUCCGCUACGACUCCUCCAGCCAGGCCAAGGGCAAGCCCGACCUGAACACGGCCCUCCCGGUCAGGCAGACAGCGUCCAUCUUCAAGCAGCCAGUGACCAAGAUCACCAACCACCCCAGCAACAAGGUGAAGAGCGACCCACAGAAGGCCGUGGAGCAGCCCCGGCAGCUCUUCUGGGAGAAGAAGUUGAGUGGCCUGAACGCCUUUGACAUCGCUGAGGAGCUCGUGAAGACCAUGGACCUCCCCAAGGGCUUGCAAGGCGUGGGUCCCGGCUGCACCGAUGAGACCCUGCUCUCGGCCAUCGCCAGCGCCCUGCACACCAGCAGCAUGCCCAUCACCGGGCAGCUCUCGGCCGCCGUGGAGAAGAACCCGGGGGUGUGGCUCAACACUGCCCAGCCCCUCUGCAAGGCCUUCAUGGUGACAGAUGAGGAUAUCAGGAACCCCUCGGGAGGAGACGGUGGCUUGCCCACAUGGAUGGGCCUGCCAUGGGCAGUGGGCCCGGCGCAGUGGCGUGUGGCACAUUGCAAGGGGCUGAGAGGCAGGGAAGCAGGAGGAGUUGGUGCAGCAGGUGCGCAAGCGGCUGGAGGAGGCCCUGAUGGCCGACAUGCUGGCCCACGUGGAGGAGCUGGCCCGGGACGGUGGGGCACCGCUGGGCGAGGCGGGUGUGGACGACGAUGAGGACGAGGAUGACGAGGAAGAGGAGGGCCCCGACCAGGACCCAGACCUGGAGCACGUGUAGGGCGGGAGCCCCUGGGCGGGACCCUGAGGGCGCCCCUGUCCCAGAGCCCUGCCCCAGCCCCGCCCCCAGGGCAGGCUGGGCCAGGCCCUCCAGGGGGAAGGCGGCCCCUCCGCGCCUGGCAUACCCCCUCCCUCGGGCCUCAGGGCUCGGCUGAGGGCGGCCCCCACCCAGCAGACCCCCGCAUUUGCUCUUCUCUGAAGGGCCUGGUCUGGAAGUGCAGGUCGCUCCUGGGCCCAUCUGCAGGAGGCCCGCCGGGGGCCAUCGCCCCAUGCCGGACUCGGGGACCCCGGCCUCACAGCCCACCCCACACGGCCGCCACCCUGAGCGCCUCACUCGGGACUGCUGCCACUGCACGGCCAGAGAGGUGGUUUUGAGACAGUCUUUGCCCCAGCGUGUCGGCACUCCGGCGGGUGCAGGACGGUGCCCGUGCCCCCUGGCCCGGCGGCGCUGACUGCUCGGAGCACCCGGAGCAGACGGCACGACCCAGACGUCUCCUUCCAUGAACCUGCAGUGCAGAUGGGCCGGCGUCUGUGUCACCACCGGACUAACCAUUGGUGGUUGCCGCACGUGGACACAAACUCCGGCCUUUGCAUCUGAAAACCGUGCUGCCCGUGGCCCUGCCAGAGGGUCAGCCUCCGGCAGCAGGACACCAGGCCAGGGGCACAGCACACAGGAACCCCCGGGCCAACCCCGUGUGCGUUGCCUCUCUAGCAGGCACAGUGGUGCCCGGCCUGUAGGCUCUGGGCCGUUUUGCUGCCUGGCCAGAGCUGGCACCGGGCACAGCUCCCCCACGGCUCCAUCCCUGGGCCGCCUUCGCGGCUGAGCAUCUCCAGGCGCCGGGCACCCAGAGCAGUGCCGUUAGGAGCUCCGGCCGAGAGGCUGUCACCGUCGUACUGCUCCACCGCCGUCCCGUCCGGGGCAGGGCUGCCGCCACGUCCUGCUCUGCCCCUAGCCACAGCCUGCAGGUGUCAGGACCUGGGUUGCUGCCUCAUUUGUCAGACACCCAAUUGUGGGGGUCGCUGCCCACCUGCUCCCCACAGGACAUCAGGCUGAUGGCAUCCUUCCGAGUCGAGUCAGCACAAAUCACUUCAGACCACGGAGGCUGCCUGCGCCUGUGGCCGUGUGACACGUGGCUGUGGUGCUGGUGCCGGGAGUCAGGGAGGCCCUGGCUGCUGAUGGGGCUGCAGGGCUGGGUCCUGUCCUGUGGGUGGCAACUGAAUAAAGCCAUCAUGUGUACCUGG